AUGUACAGGUACUUUGUUGUUGUUGACGAUAUAUGGGACGUGGAUACAUGGGAUGUUAUUAAGUGCGCAUUUCCCACUACAAGUUCUAGCAGUAGAAUAAUCACAACUACUCGUAUGAAAAAUGUGGCUCGUUCAUGUUGUUCAUCCUUCAAUGGCCAUCUUUAUAAUAUAAGGCCACUUGAUAUGGUGCAGUCAAGGCAGUUAUUUCAUAGAAGACUAUUCAAGUCUGAUGAAGAUUGCCCUUCGCAUCUUGAAAAUGUUUCUGAUGAAAUUUUGCAAAAAUGUGAUGGAUUACCUUUGGCAAUCAUUGCUAUAUCUGGUUUGUUGGCUAACACAGAAAAAACAAAGGAUCUAUGGAAUCAAGUGAAAGAUUCAAUUGGUCGUGCACUUGAAAGGAAUCCUAGCGUCGAAGGAAUGAUGAAGAUAUUGUCACUUAGUUAUAUUGAUUUGCCUCAUCAUUUAAAAACUUGCCUCUUAUAUCUCAGCAUGUAUUUAGAAGAUUCUACUAUUGCGAAGGAGGGCCUGAUAAGAAGAUGGAUUGCUGAAGGAUUCAUUCAUAGAGAAGGCAGAUACACGACAUAUGAGUUAGGAGAAAGGUGUUUUAAUGAACUACUCAAUAGGGGUUUGAUCCAACCUGGAAAGACAAAUAUCUAUGGCGAGGUGAUGAGUUGUCGAGUUCAUGACACACUUCUUGAUUUCAUCAUAUCCAAGUCCAUAGAAGAGAACUUCGUUACUUUACUUGGUGUUCCCAUUCUCAAAAUUGGGAACCAAAGCAAAGGUAUUCGUCGACUCUGUCUUCAAGGUGCCGUGGAAGGAAAUUCAACAAUACUGACAGCAGGUCUUGUCUUGUCUCAUGUUCGAUCAUUUACUAUGGUUAGAGGUCUAUUGGAAAUCCAUUCUUUUGAGGAGUUCAGACAUCUGCGUGUUCUUAACUUGAUGGAUUGCUCCGAAUUGGAAGAUCAUCAUCUUGAAAAUAUAGUGAGGUUAUUCCAACUGAGGUACCUAAAUGUCGAAGGUACAAAAAUAAGCAAGCUCCCAGAACAAAUCGGGCGUUUAGGGUGCUUAGAGAUUCUGGACCUAAGUGACACUCGUGUAGGGGAAUUGCCUGCAUCUAUUGUUAAUCUCGGAAAAUUAAUGCAUCUACUUGUUGAUCAUGAUGUUAAAUUUCCUGAUGGGAUUGCGAAGAUGCAAGCACUAGAGACGUUGGGAGAAGUGAGGGUCUCCAUUCAGCCAUUUGACUUCCUAUGCGGCCUUGGCCAACUAAAGAAUUUGAGGAAUCUGCAGCUUGACCUUGGUUUGGAAGUUGAUUUUGACACUGAUGAUACGGAUGUGGUUGAUGAGGAGCGCAACAAAGCUAUGGUCUCUUCCCUGUGUAAGCUAGGCACCCAGAACCUCCGCUUCCUGAAUAUUUUUGAAGGGAGCAGCCUCUUACAAGAACCUUUGUGCCUGCCUACCCUGGAGAAACUUAUUGCCUGGUUUUCAGCCACCCUGCGGGUUCCGACAUGUGUGAGCUCCCUUAAAAACCUCCAACAGCUACGCAUACGCAUUGAAGUGGAGGGGGUCAAGCACGACGAUGUCUGCAUGCUUGGGGCCUUACCCAGUCUGCUGAUUCUGCACCUGCUGGAAAAAACAGAGUCAAACGAACAAACAGAAAAGCUCAGAAUCAGUGGUGAAGUUGGGUUCCGAUGGAGAAACGGGGAAUCUUCUCCCAGCCCCCGCGCCGUCCGCUCGGGCGGCUCGGGCGGCGACUAG
Molecule: messenger RNA, 1752 nt
Organism: Triticum dicoccoides
Lineage: Eukaryota; Viridiplantae; Streptophyta; Magnoliopsida; Poales; Poaceae
Product: disease resistance protein RGA5-like
Exons: 1
Coding region: 1-1752 (583 amino acids)
Biological process (GO): defense response to other organism
Molecular function (GO): ADP binding
Source: RefSeq, a predicted model, not a curated record